Messenger RNA from Trichoderma reesei QM6a, 1278 nucleotides. RefSeq lists its product as uncharacterized. NCBI's taxonomy places the organism in Eukaryota, Fungi, Ascomycota, Sordariomycetes, Hypocreales, Hypocreaceae. The coding region runs from base 216 to 1232 and encodes 338 amino acids. The transcript has 3 exons. Gene Ontology annotation, biological process: catechol-containing compound metabolic process. Gene Ontology annotation, molecular function: ferric iron binding; catechol 1,2-dioxygenase activity. The record is from RefSeq and is a predicted model, not a curated record.
AUAGGGCGGGUAGCAAUCAAGAGAGGUAUGUGUUGACGAGCUGCCGUCACCCUUUGGGCACCACCUCAUUGCCGGUACAUUGCCGUGGUAUUUCUCCUUCUCAAGGGUCACCGCGAAGCGAUGCCAACAGGAUACCACCACUGUUCUGCAGACACAGAGAGACAAGAAUACGACGCCGCAAAUGCCACGGUAGCUUUGCAUUGACGAGUUCAACCAUGGCAUCCACACCCAGCGUCACCACCCCUCUCCUCUCUCCUCCAACUCAACCUCCCGUGGUGGACCUGACCAUCGACAACAUCACCCGCAAGGUGGUGCAGGCCAGCUCGCAGAGCGGCGAUGCGCGGCUCGACUAUCUCAUGGAGCGCCUGGUGACCCAUGUCCAUGACUUUGCGCGUGAAACACGCCUCAGCACCCGCGAGUGGAUGGCUGCCAUCCAUUUCCUCACUCAGACUGGCCAGAUGUGCAGUCCCGUCCGCCAGGAGUUCAUUCUCCUCUCCGACGUCUUUGGCCUCUCGAUGCUGGUCGACUCCAUCGAUCAUCCGAAACCACCAGACUGCACGCAAGGCUCCGUCCUGGGGCCCUUCCACACCAACGAUGCGCCCCAUCUCCCCAUAGGCUCGUCCAUGACCACUGAUGCUGCGGGCGAGCCCAUGCUUGCAUUGUGCACCGUCUGCGAUUCGUCCGGCCGGCCACUUUCGGGCGUCAAGGUCGACAUAUGGGAAGCCGACUCCUCAGGCCACUACGACGUGCAGUACGCAGGCCGACAGGCGCCGAGCGAGCGGUGCGUCAUGACGAGCGACGUGGACGGCGGCUUCUGGUUCAAGGCCAUCAGGCCCGUCAGCUACCCGGUCCCGGAUGACGGUCCGGUUGGCAGGCUGCUGGAGCUGCUCAAGCGGCACAGCCAUCGGCCAGCCCACAUGCACUUCAUCUUUGAGAAGCAAGGCCUGGAUCGCCUGGUCACGACGCUCUUCAUCCGCGGCGACCAAUAUGAGACAUCUGACGUCGUCUUUGGCGUCAAGUCGAACCUCGUCGUCGACCUAGAGAGGGUCGACGAGAAGACUGCCGCCGAGUAUGGCGUGCUCGAGGGGACCUUGCUGCUCAGGCACAAGUUUAUCCUGGCGAGCGCACGGGAGACGGAGGAGUUGCGAGACAGGAACGCCAUGGAGGCGAUGGGGAGGCUGGGCCUCAAGACGAAGCUCAUGGACCACUUGCCUGUGCCUGAUCUGGAUUGAGGGACAUGGACGCCGGUUGGUCUGUUGCUCGGGCCUUUGGUUGUGU